AUGGUCGAAAAUACAACGUCCCGUCCACGUCACCUGGCAAACCGCAAGUUCGGGAAACGCACCGCUAGAGAGUCCCUGCGCACCCGUCAAAGCCACACCUCCUGUCUUGACUACUCCUGCGUUCCUCUACAUCUACAUCUCUACUGA
Colletotrichum abscissum is the source of this 147-nucleotide messenger RNA. RefSeq lists its product as uncharacterized. NCBI's taxonomy places the organism in Eukaryota, Fungi, Ascomycota, Sordariomycetes, Glomerellales, Glomerellaceae. The coding region runs from base 1 to 147 and encodes 48 amino acids. The transcript has a single exon. The record is from RefSeq and is a predicted model, not a curated record.